Brassicogethes aeneus is the source of this 1811-nucleotide messenger RNA. NCBI's taxonomy places the organism in Eukaryota, Metazoa, Arthropoda, Insecta, Coleoptera, Nitidulidae. The record is from the annotation of a GenBank genome assembly.
UUAACAUUGAAAAUGGUAGCUAAAAGUGUAGUGUUGGAAAAAAUAGUAUGCUUAUUAUUGCUAAUAGGAAAUGUUUACGGUGAAACUUACGAAAAUUCCAAAACGGUUUGUCAAAAAUGUGUAUGUACACAGAAUGACCCAACAUUUAGUAUAAAUUGUAAUGAAAAAGGGUUGAACCAUGUUUUGGCGAAUUGGCCCAAAAUGGCUGAUAGUACCAAGGCCAUUACUGCAUCUUUUAGCAAAAAUUCCAUAGAUACCCUGGAAAAGUUACCAGGAACAGAUAAGGUUGUAGAGGUAGUUUUUACUUAUUGUAAUAUACAAAAAGUUAACCCUGAAGUGUUUACAAACGUUCCAAAAAUCAAGUAUGUCGAUUUAAGCCACAACAAAAUAACCAGUGAAGAAUUAAGUCCAGAAGACUUCCGCGGGACUUACGUCAACGAUACCUGGCAACCUCUGGACUUACUAACCCUUAAUUUGGCUUACAACGAAAUCCACAUGCUGCAAAAUAAUAUUUUCGAGUUUCUUCCAAAACUUGAGGAACUCAAUCUCAAAGGAAACAACUUUCGAGUUCUGGAUGAAGCUACGCAGCUAGCUAUAGACUCUCUCAAAAACUUACUGAGAUUGAAUUUGGCCGAUAAUAAAUUGACGGAGAUAACAAGUACCACCAUAAUGAAUUUAACCAAUUUAGUGGAGUUGGACCUGUCUUACAAUAAGUUAGAUUUUGUCCCGGCUAUACUUUCUGAAAUAAGCCAAUCUCUGGAAAACUUGAUACUGGAUGGGAACCCAAUUUUUGAGCUCACAGAUUCUUCAUUCAUAAACACCAAAAACUUGAUACAACUAUCAAUGAACAACAUGAAUCGUCUGGACAAUAUUCUACCAAACGCUUUUGCACCUUUAAAAAAACUCAGAACGUUAAAAUUAUCAAAUAAUCCACUUCUGGAAGAACUUGAUGCCCAAACUUUUCCAGAACAUCCAGACCUAGCCGAGGUCUAUCUUAACAACAACUCAUUUGACGACAUCAGUUUUGAACUUCUUGAAUGGUCAAAACUUAAAAUAUUCGAAUUUAAAGGAAACCCGCUAAAAUGUUCGUGUAAUUUAUUCAAAAUCCACGAGAAGCUUAGCAAAAAAAUAACCCGGCAACAAGACGGUCCCAUAUGUAUGGAUCUGCGCGUUGUAAAAAGUAGGCCGGUAUUUUAUUUGACAGAUGACAUUUGUAGAGUAACGCCGAGUCACAUGAAGAAGGAACACGUAUCGCACAGCUUUAACGUGCUGAGAAUCACCAUUAUAGCGAUUUGCACCUUAUUAUUGCUGGCCACUUUGGGGGUAGCAGCAACUUUCCUAUUUAGGUGGCGUAGAAUUCAGCGCAACCUUAACUACCCCUUUGUUAGUGAGGUUAGGUAUAAUCCAGUCAAUAUACAUGGUGGAUUUAAUUAGAAAGAAUGUUUUACAUUUAAAAAAGGUUAAAAAUAAGUUUUAAAUGACGUUUAAUAGUUCAUUUCUGACUGAAGGUCAUUUGACAUGUGUGUGUCAAUACUACGUAAAAAACAUUGUUUUAUUUUUGUUAUUAUUUCAAAUAGGUAACUAAAAAAAUAAUUAAAUGGUUUAAAUUUUUUUAUACAUUUUAAAUAAAGUUUAUUUAUUAAAUAAAUCAGUUUUCUGACGUUUCUAAUUAGUUAAAUGUCAAGUGUUAAAAACUGACAAUUGAUGUGAAAACUUUGGUUAAAACCAUCUAAUAAAUACCUAAGACCGAGGUUAAAACAUAGAUGGCGUAUUUGUUCUCUAAAUGUUGUUUUAUCAUUAUUAAAUCAAAU